This is a messenger RNA of Psylliodes chrysocephalus, 570 nucleotides long. Lineage: Eukaryota; Metazoa; Arthropoda; Insecta; Coleoptera; Chrysomelidae. The record is from the annotation of a GenBank genome assembly.
AUGAAAUUUAUUCGUUUUCGAUCAUCAGCAAAAUUUCACUUUGCAAAAAACAAACUUUUUCGGACUCAUUCAAUUCAAACAUGCAUUUUAAUGGGUACAGGAGAUGCAAUAGCUCAAACGGUAGUUGAGAAAACAGAUUACAAUCAAUUUGAUUUUCGUCGAACACUGAAAUUUGCGUUUGUAGGAUUAAUAUUUGUUGGUCCAGUUCUUACAACGUGGUAUACAUUUCUGAAUACAACACUACCACACAGUCGUAAAUUGUAUAGUACAGCAGCUUUAACGAAAGUUGCCCUCGACCAAUUGGUUUUUGCUCCAGUCUUUUUACCAGCCUGUGUUACUGCUGUGCACGUCAUGAAUGGCAGACCACUGAAAAAUAUUAGGAACGAGCUAAGACUUAAAUACAGGGAUAUUUUAUUAAUGAACUACAAAAUUUGGCCUGCAGUUCAGAUUAUGAAUUUCGGAAUAGUACCAAUAAAAUAUCAAGUGAUUUUAAUUCAAACUGUAGGUAUAUUAUGGAAUACCUAUUUGUCUUAUAAGGUACAGUUAAAUCAUUCGGGCGAAAAAAUGUGA